AUGUUGGAAAGCCUCUGUAUCGACUUAAUCAACGAGCUGUUAUUAACAAAAUAUAAAUUUCUCCUGGCGAUGAAACUGAACAGUAUGUUGAGUGCAAAAUGCCAGAGUUGCUCAAAGAACAAAGUUGAGGAGGAUGGUCACGAGGGGGAGUCAUCAUCACCUGCAGGAAAUUCUACUCCAGUGCCCCCUAUGGAGGAGAAAUAUAACUACGCCAAUUUUUGCGAUUUAAAAAGGAAAGAAAUGAGGAAAAAAAAAAUAAAAAAAUAUAAUUUCAAAAGGUUAAGAAAAUAUGUAAGGGAUUUGAAGGAGCACCGUGAAGUGGAUUCUUUGGAAGGAAAAAAGGACCAGUCACCUACCUGCGAAGCGAUUUGUCCGAUGAGCACCGGUCAGGGGGACACCCUCCAUGACAGCACACCACAUGAUUGUGCACCGCCACUACUAACCCUUCGCAGUAAAAAAAACCCAGUGGGAAGAAAAAAUAUUCUGCUUCACCUAAAGGAAGGGCGCAUUUUAAAAAAAAGAAAAAACUCCCCUUGUGAAGAACACGAUGACGGGAGAAAGGUCCCAAUGGCCAGUCCCGCACUCGAAAAAACACGAAACGAACAAAAAGUAGACCAUCGCAUGAGGAUGCUAAAUGACGAACUGUGCGAAUACAUCAGGAAUGACUUUUACCCAUUUCUGCCUCUGUACAAUUUUGAGGAAGAGCCCCUACCAAACAACAAAAACAGGAUAAGUCUUCUCCUCAGUAAAGAAAAAAUGAAUAGCAUUUCAAAAAACAGAAAAAAAAUAAAAGGGACACUACGAGGGGGAUACACCAAAGGACCUGUUCUUCUUUCGUCCAAAAAAUUAAAUACACAUUAUGUGAAAUUUCUGUCCAAGUUUAGAAUGCUCAUUAAACGGGUCAAGCAACGAAACAGUGAGGGAGACACAACGCAGAUGCAGGGGGAUGAUCCCAAAUAUACCAUCUUAAAAACGCUUCUAUAUUUAAAAGGGGGUUCUGUCAGUAGCACAACCAGUUGCGCGUCUAGCAGGGGUGGCCACUGGAGGGAACUGGCAAGGGGACCUACACACAGAAAGGAUCCUUCCAAAGCUUUACUACAUUUAGACGGGCGAAGUGAAGGAUAUCACCACCAGGUGUAUCGAGCCAUUUCCACAAUUCGCUUUUUGAAGGAAAGCCUGCAUAUCCUCCGGAUGGACACCAUAUACAUUUUUGUCUUUUUCGCAUCCUACGUGAAUGGCAUCUUGGCGAGGUUGCAAAGGAGGGGAAGUGGUGACUAG
Plasmodium coatneyi is the source of this 1278-nucleotide messenger RNA. RefSeq lists its product as uncharacterized. The record is from RefSeq and is a predicted model, not a curated record. Bases 1 to 1278 code for a protein of 425 amino acids. Lineage: Eukaryota; Apicomplexa; Aconoidasida; Haemosporida; Plasmodiidae. The transcript has a single exon.